GUCACCAAACGCCGGCAGACCAACUUUCUGAAUCAGACAAUACAGUUUUGCAAAAAGCAAUUAUUACUGUAUUUUUAUAUAUUUAUUUGUAUUUUAUUCUAUUUUUGCCAGCUAGUUGGUCAAGACGGCAUCUUUUUCUUCAAUUUAAGAAGAGGAAAUAUUGAUUAGUCCCAAACAUAAAAUCCCAGGAAUUGUCUUUGAGAGUUUUAGCUACGGAGCUUUCAAGUAACUUGAGAAGAAAUGGAGGAGAAGAGUUUAAUUGCCAAAGAUGUCACUGAAUUGAUUGGUAAAACACCACUAGUAUAUCUGAACAAUGUUGUUGAUGGAUGCGUGGCUCGAAUUGCUGCCAAGUUGGAGGCAAUGGAACCCUGCUCCAGUGUCAAGGACAGGAUUGGCUAUAGUAUGAUUGCAGAUGCAGAGGAGAAGGGUCUCAUUAAACCGGGUGAGAGUGUCCUGAUCGAGCCAACCAGUGGUAAUACCGGAAUAGGAUUGGCAUUCAUGGCAGCUGCGAAGGGUUACAGACUCAUAAUUACCAUGCCUUCUUCAAUGAGUUUAGAAAGGAGAAUGGUCCUCCGAGCUUUUGGAGCUGAGCUGGUUCUCACAGAUCCAGCCCGGGGCAUGAAGGGGGCUGUUCAGAAGGCUGAAGAAAUUAUGGCAAAGACUCCUAAUUCUUACAUUCUUCAGCAAUUUGAAAAUCCUGCCAACCCAAAGGUCCAUUAUGAGACAACUGGACCGGAGAUAUGGAAAGGCACUGGAGGGAAGGUCGAUAUCCUUGUCUCUGGUAUUGGGACUGGAGGUACUGUAACAGGAGCAGGGAAGUAUCUCAGAGAGCAGAAUCCUGACAUUAAGCUCAUUGGCGUGGAACCAGUUGAAAGUGCAGUGCUUUCUGGAGGGAAACCUGGUCCACACAAGAUCCAAGGAAUUGGUGCCGGCUUCAUCCCUGGGGUUUUAGAUGCCAGUCUGCUUGAUGAAGUUGUUCAAAUAUCAAGUGAAGAAGCCAUUGAAACAGCAAAGGAACUUGCUCUGAAAGAAGGAUUGUUGGUAGGUAUAUCAUCGGGUGCAGCUGCUGCUGCUGCAAUUAAGAUAGCCAAGAGGCCAGAAAACACUGGGAAACUCGUUGUUGCGAUCUUCCCUAGUUUUGGAGAGCGUUAUCUCUCUUCCGUGCUGUUUGAGUCUGUGAAGCGGGAAGCGGAGAAUAUGGUUUUCGAGCCCUGAGAUGAACCAUCCUAGGCUCAAAAUGUCAUGAUUAUUAGGUUUGAAAUAUGGAGAGGAGAACUUAGUUGUCAAGCAGCAUGUCAACCUUUGUAAUGUAUGGUUUAUGUUUUCUACUUGGGUGAAAGCUCAAAUAAUAAGCUGGCUUUGCUUUAUUCUAGUCUAUAGAUGGAUUAAGGGACAAUGUUGUUUGGACAUGGUACUGAAGCCUUUCUGUUUGUUGUUAAAUUAAACAAAAAAAAUGGAUGUAGUUUUAUAAAUUGUUGGAGAUUAAAUAAAAUCGUAUGUUUCCACUGGAAACUUUCUCUUCAAAA
Messenger RNA from Durio zibethinus, 1526 nucleotides. RefSeq names its product cysteine synthase. Gene Ontology annotation, molecular function: cysteine synthase activity. Lineage: Eukaryota; Viridiplantae; Streptophyta; Magnoliopsida; Malvales; Malvaceae. The record is from RefSeq and is a predicted model, not a curated record.